AUGCCGCGUGGAUUUCUGGUGAAAAGGAGUAAACGGGGCUCUCCGGCAUCUUACAGAGCGCGCCAAGAGGCCACCGAGGAACCCAAAACGCACCUCCCGGUACCGACUCCAGAUGGAGAGACAAGCGUCUUGGUUACGCACUCAAGUGAGGCGCAAACUGAUCUCCAAGAGACAUGGACAAGCGUUCCGACAGAAACCGAGGAAGCCCAACUGCCCGAGAGUCCAAGACAAGUAGGACUUCUGAUGCACAUCACAGACCUGUCACAGCAAAACAGAAGCGACGCGGAGCCCAGUGGGUCGCCCGGUCGGGCUGAUGCUGCUUACAGUCCCGUUAAACCCGUCAGCACGGAGCUCAAGGAGUCGUUUUUUGACAGAUGCCUGAGCUCACCGGCCACAGCAGAGUCGUUCCCUAUGAGCACACCCGUGUCGUCCAUCGAGCGGCUGCUCAUGACCCACGGGGAGAUGAAAUUCGACUCACCGGUUCAGCUGUACUCCUCAUUCCACCAGAGUCUAAAACGCACCGGCGCUGACGCCGAGCGUAAAAGCAAGCCACCGGCAAAGAAGCCCAAAGUUAUGAGGAAGCUCAACUUCGAGGACGAGGUGACCACCUCACCGGUGCUAGGACUAAAAAUCAAGAAAGAGGGUCCCGAAUUCAAACCCACAUCGUCCGCUGGAGGAAGAAAGAAACCGCUAGGCGAGUUCAUCUGUCAACUCUGCAAGGAGGAGUAUCCAGACCCGUUCUCACUCGCACAGCACAAGUGCUCAAGGAUCGUGCGCAUCGAGUACCGCUGUCCCGAGUGCGACAAAGUUUUCAGCUGUCCCGCCAACUUGGCCUCGCACCGCAGGUGGCACAAGCCUCGCAUCGUGAACGGCGGCGAGUCUCAAGGUAGCAAAAAGUCGUCGCUGGAGGGUCGGGUGCUGGACAAGCUCUCCGCGGAGGGAAAAGAAAACGCCAGUAAGCUGCGAGUGAACAAUCAGCACCACAUCUCGCUGGAUAGCUCUCAGUGCCACCGACCGUCCGACAGCGCACACGGGCAAGAUAUGCGCAUGGCAGUGCCGGAGAGCCCUCCGUCGCUGCAACCGCAAUACAUCUCACCUGAGAAAUGCUUCGACCUGCACAUCAGAACCACCGAGAGUGACAGCUUGUUGCACUGCGCUGAUCCGGCGAACCCCACCGCCGCUUCGUGCCUGCCGUCCCCCGGCUGCGGAGAGGAGGUGUACGAGUGUUGCUACUGCGGCAAGAAGUUUCGAAGACAAGCAUACCUCAGGAAGCACUUGGCGGCUCAUGAGACAAUCAAGCCGUCACCGUACAGCCAAUUCCUGAACGAACAGAUCACUUUCCCUUGUCACCUGUGCGGAGCUCAUUUCCCCUCUCUGGAGAUCCGGGACAAGCACAGACUGUGGCACGCCGUGAGGGAGGACCUGUUCAUGAACCCGGUGAAGAGCGCCAGUGCGCUGGUUAGACCAGACCUCACGCACGGCGAGCAGCAGAUCUUCUCGUGUAAACACUGUCCGUCCACGUUUUUCAGCUCCCCCGGACUGACGAGGCAUAUCAACAAGUCUCACCCCACAGAGAGUAGACAGGUCAUGCUCCUGCAAAUGGCUGUGAGGCCCGGCUGCUAA
This is a messenger RNA of Sardina pilchardus (European sardine), 1623 nucleotides long. Its product is annotated as insulinoma-associated protein 2. Gene Ontology annotation, molecular function: RNA polymerase II cis-regulatory region sequence-specific DNA binding; DNA-binding transcription repressor activity, RNA polymerase II-specific. NCBI's taxonomy places the organism in Eukaryota, Metazoa, Chordata, Actinopteri, Clupeiformes, Clupeidae. The record is from RefSeq and is a predicted model, not a curated record. Bases 1 to 1623 code for a protein of 540 amino acids. Gene Ontology annotation, biological process: neuron differentiation; regulation of cell cycle process; negative regulation of transcription by RNA polymerase II. The transcript has a single exon. Gene Ontology annotation, cellular component: transcription repressor complex; nucleus.